Spea bombifrons (plains spadefoot toad) is the source of this 1365-nucleotide messenger RNA. It is a transcript of the gene CTSO, whose product is annotated as cathepsin O. The record is from RefSeq and is a predicted model, not a curated record. Lineage: Eukaryota; Metazoa; Chordata; Amphibia; Anura; Pelobatidae. Gene Ontology annotation, molecular function: cysteine-type endopeptidase activity. Bases 61 to 1188 code for a protein of 375 amino acids. Gene Ontology annotation, cellular component: lysosome. The transcript has 8 exons.
CGUUUCCCUGUGUGUGCUGCAGGAGCAGGUUAACCAUGUACUCACCACGAAGCUGCUAACAUGCCAGCUUUCUGUUGCAUGGUUUGGUGCUUUCCACUACUGUGUUUUCCUAUAGCGAUAGCCGACCCUGUGCCUGAUGAGCAGUCCCGUCUCAGUCCGUGCAGUGGCAGCUCCAGUAGUUCUUGCAGGCACCGUGCACUCCAUGCAAGUAGCACAGAUGGACAGCUACUCCACUAUGCCAACAACACCCACAUAGAAGAGGACAACAACUUCUUCUGGUUCAUCAAGAAAUACCACAGGAAAUACCAACCUGGGAGCCAGAUAUUUCAGGAGAAAUACCAACUAUACUUGAAAAGCUUAGAAAGACACAAGUAUCUGAACAGUUUUGCUUACUCUUCAAGUACGUCCAUGGACGCACAUUAUGGAAUUAAUCAGUUUUCGGACUUACCAGUUGACGAGUUCAUUAGUACUUAUUUGAAAAGCUACCCAAGGAGGUAUCAGACUUACGUUAAGACUAUUAAGUCUUCUACAUCAGAAGGUUCCUUACCAUUGAGGUUUGACUGGAGAGACAAAAAUGUUGUUAUGAGAGUGAAGAAUCAAAUGAAUUGUGGCGCCUGUUGGGCCUUUAGUGUAGUCGGGGCAGUGGAAUCUGCUUAUGCAAUCAAAGGACAUCAACCUUUGGAACUCAGUGUACAGCAGGUCAUUGACUGUUCCUAUAUGGACGGAGGCUGCAACGGUGGAUCUACUGUCAGUGCUUUAAAAUGGUUAAACCAGACCCAGACAAAACUAGUGCACGCAUCAGAAUAUGCGUUCAAGGCAAAAGAUGGAUUCUGUCAUUAUUUUCCCUGCACUGAAUUUGGAGUUUCAAUAAAAGGAUAUGAAGCAUAUGACUUCAGUUAUUGUGAAGAGGAAAUGAUGAAGAACCUCAUUAAUUUUGGGCCUUUGGCUGUAAUAGUCGAUGCAGUCAGUUGGCAGGAUUACCUUGGCGGUGUAAUACAGCACCACUGUUCCAGUGGACAUCCAAAUCAUGCAGUACUCGUGAUUGGUUAUGAUAAAACAGGUGACAUUCCUUACUGGAUAGUGCAAAACUCUUGGGGUACAUUAUGGGGAGCUGAGGGAUAUGUGUUUAUUAAAAUGGGUGAAAAUAUAUGUGGGAUCGCCGAUUUUGUGUCCUUUCCGCUGAUGUAAUGACAUUAUGAACUAACCAUCAUACAAGAUUCAGCUUGAGUACCCAAGAGGAAGAAUCAUCAGACAUUUUCAUCUGACAUUGUGUUUAUUGCAAAAGUUAAUGAGGUUUGAGUGAUUCUCUAAAAUCCAAAUUUUUUUAUAUUUUUUAUAUAUCAGUUUAUUAUUUGUUUUAUAUAU